AUGCCUGCUGGAGGAAUUUUGAGACAAGCACUUAGAUUAUCAGCAACAUCGGCAGUUCGAGGAAUUUUAUCAAGUGUUUUAAGCAACAAUGAAUCUAUAUUUGGAUCAGAAAUUAAUUCUACAAAAUAUGAAGCAAUUAGAAAAUUUAUUAAAAAUAAGUCAACAAAUGUGGAAUUUAAAGAUCAGUUGCUACAAACAAUGGAUUUGCAACGUUUAAAGAAUUUGAUUUACAGAGAUAUGGAAGAAGUAGAACAAGCACAAUUUUUGGCUCUUUCUGUUGUUUAUUUUUUGUCUGUUUUGUUGGCUGCUUAUUGUGGAGAUAUUCUUGAACCUUGUAAUGAUAAAUUACAAAAAUCAAUAGAACCUGUAAUUUCUUUAUUGCGAGAAAUUUUGUGUGAUUUUCGUUCAUUUCUUCAAAAAACUUUGUUGGGAACACAUGGACAAGAAAUUAUGAAUGAUAAAGUUAUGCACACACUUAAAAAUGUCAGUGUAAUUGAGAUUUUGUGUUCACAAGAAUGGCAAACUUCGCUCCAAAAGCAUUUUGAAUUGGAGUUUAUGGAGCUGGUUAAUGAAGGUUUUAUUUUGAGUGUUCCAAAUAAAAUACUUGGACAGUUUAAAAUGUCUUCUCUUCCACCUGAAAUACAAUUUGAUGUUUUAAAAUGUCUUGAUUUCGAGCAAUUAUUCUUUCUCUACCAAAACAAUUUUUACUUUUACAAUUUAAUUAAUUUAUACGAGGGAGUAUUGGCAAGAAAGAAAUUUUGUAGUUUCAGUCUGACAGGAGCAAUAUUUUCAAGCCAUCAUAUUCUUAAAAGUAAUGAAGUACCAUCUUUUAUUUUGAAUGAUCAACUUAAAGAGAAGUGGCAAACAGCGUUGGAGGAAUCUAUUACUUUAUUUUUACAACCAGAUACUACUGAUCCUUUACAACCAGCUAGGCCUUUUUUUUCACUAUUUUCACAUGGUCCGAGGCGUGUUAAGAACGUUUUUGUUGAAUUGCGUUUAAAAGAUUUCUUUAUUCUAAAAUUGCCAAACUAUCCCAAAACUAUUGAAGAAUUGAUUAUUAUUCGUUCAUGGUUAGAACAGCUUUUUGAUUGUGGUUUUGGAAAUGCGGUGUUUGGAGAUAUUAUAUUUAAUCCACAAAUGAUUGAUUUACUAUUUGACAACGACAAAAUUAAAAAAUUUAAUGUUCAUAGCCUCACUUUACAUACUCAAAAUAUUACUGACAAUAUUUUGGAUUUUGCUUUAAAUCGUUUUGCAAUUUAUUUGUCUUUCAACAUCAAUUUCGCUUCUGGAAAUACUGAUAUUUUAUUCAAUAUUAUAAAUGAAGGCAAAAAAGUCCCUCAUGUUAUUUUCACUAAUUGCCAGUCCUCAGAGUUUUAUAAUCGUGUUAUUAAAGUAAGUAAUAAUGUUUAA
Molecule: messenger RNA, 1410 nt
Organism: Meloidogyne enterolobii
Lineage: Eukaryota; Metazoa; Nematoda; Chromadorea; Rhabditida; Meloidogynidae
Source: the annotation of a GenBank genome assembly